AUGUUUGGUGCACCUCCUAAGUCUGGUAAGAAGGCCGCUCCGGCCCCCUUCGCCUCCAAGGCCUCGAAGAAGGCGCCGAAGAACCCUCUCAUCGAGAAGCGGCCCCGAAACUACGGAAUCGGCCAGGACAUCCAGCCCAAGCGCAACCUCUCGCGCAUGGUGAAGUGGCCGGAGUAUGUCCGCCUUCAGCGCCAGAGGAAGAUCAUCAACCUUCGUCUCAAGGUGCCCCCGGCGAUCGCCCAGUUCCAGCAGGUUCUCGACCGCAACACUGCCGCCCAGGCCUUCAAGCUCCUGAACAAGUACCGACCUGAGUCCAAGGCGGAGAAGAAAGAGCGACUGGUUAAGGAGGCUACCGCGAUCAAGGAGGGCAAGAAGAAGGAGGACGUCAGCAAGAAGCCCUACGCCGUCAAGUAUGGUUUGAACCACGUCGUCGGCCUGAUCGAGAACAAGAAGGCUUCCCUCGUCCUCAUCCCCAAUGACGUCGACCCCAUCGAGCUGGUCAUCUUCCUGCCCGCACUUUGCCGAAAGAUGGGUAUUCCGUACGCCAUCGUCAAGGGCAAGGCCCGUCUGGGAACUGUGGUCCACAAGAAGACCUCGGCUGUUCUCGCCAUCACAGAGGUCCGAUCCGAGGACAAGAACGAGCUGUCCAAGCUCAUCAGCGCCAUCAAGGAAGGUUACCAACCCAAGGCGGAGAACGCCCGGAGACACUGGGGCGGCGGCAUCAUGGGUGCCAAGGCGACGAAGCGCAUCGAGAAGAAGAAGAAGGCUUUGGAACAGGCCAUCAAGGUCUAAGCAGGCGCUGCGACCGGUUAACGGAUCGGAGAUUUUCUAUAUUUGCACAGUUCCGGCGUUGGAGGGGGGUAAAAAGGAGGGAAUACCAACCACAUGGAUUUGCACGCAGCUAGCUUAUUGCUACUCCCCAGAGUUUCACCGACGACAAAUGUGACAAAUGAACGAUUGAUCCGACCCGAACUGGCUGACUGACUCUUGUAAUGAUUUCACACGGCUAUGUCUUUCGUUCAUCGCUACCUGGUAGGCAAGUAAGCCCCGGCGGAGCGGACCCUAGCAGCGCCGUGUCUUUGCAGAUUGCCGCAUUAGGAUGUCUAAGCCGAAGGGGGGGGAAUAUGGGGCAAGCGACGGAGAGCUGAAGCCUCACACCGGUGUUGCUCACCACCCCCCCUUUUCCACUUCCCGCCUUUUCCGCGUCCCAAACGAGAGACGACUCGACCCGUAAGCGUCGGGAAUAACGCAGGA
Molecule: messenger RNA, 1254 nt
Organism: Durotheca rogersii
Lineage: Eukaryota; Fungi; Ascomycota; Sordariomycetes; Xylariales; Xylariaceae
Product: 60S ribosomal protein L8-B
Exons: 4
Coding region: 1-792 (263 amino acids)
Biological process (GO): ribosome biogenesis
Cellular component (GO): ribonucleoprotein complex
Source: RefSeq, a predicted model, not a curated record